AAUUGUGUUGUUUGCGAAUGGGAAAAUGCUGUUAUUUUUAUUAAAAGGCUAAAGACAAUGAACGCAAUGCCGCGUGCCGCGCGCUGUUAGUAAAAUACUAAGGUCUAAACGUAUAAACAAAUUAAAGAAAGUGUUUCUAUGUUAGGUUGCUUUAAUUUGUUGUGACAAGCCACUCGGGUUAAAAUCCAGUUUGAAAAAAUAACAAGCAAUACCAAAAUAAACUACAAAAUACUUUUUGCUUUGCCUUAAAUAAAACUCAUAGUCAAAUAAAGGUUUGUUAGUGUCGCAACUAAAUUCUCUGGCUGGGCAUUCGAAGAAAACAAAGGAAAAUGUGGCGUGGUGUGGCUUCAUAUAUGGGUGCAAAAAGUUUUAAGUGAUUAUGACAAACCUCACACAAUUUCCCAACCAAUUUAAAAGUGAAUGAAUUGUAACAAAAAAAAUCGAUUUAAUUGAGGUUACUGUUUGUUACUGCAACGCCUAACUAGCUGGCGUUUGUUGUUGGGGGUUUGUAUGGGGAAGUAGCCGGAGAUUCGUUUGUCAUCAUCCCCCCCUACCCCACCAAACAAAAGUCAGUGGCAAACGCAAAGGAAAAGUCAAAGCCAAAGCAGGGCAGAAAGGAAAGUCCACAUGUUGUUGUAUUUCUAUAAUAAAACGAGAUGAUGUUGUGUAUUCAGGAAAUAUUUGACUAUGAUUAAGGGCAAGAGUGGAAAGAGUCAUCAUUGAAGUGUUUGAAAGAAGAAUUGAUUGAUAAAAAAAGAAAGAAAUUCAGAAAAAUAAAACUUCCCUAGUGUUGGCUCGCAGGGAGUAUAAAUUUUCCCAGUUUAAGAUACCAAGUGAGUGAUAUAAUAAUGCCCAGCACCGCUUUGUACCGUCCACUUGAGAGCAAUGGCACGAGGCCAUUGCAAACCUCUACUCUUCGAACAUCAUCCUAUGCGGGUAGUAAAGGGCGUUCGUUUUGGCCCAAAACAGCAAGUAGUCGCCGUUUAUUUGUCUGUGCAUUGAUUUUGAUGACCCUAUUGGUCUAUGCGGUCUGGUGUGCUGUGAUAAAUAACUCAGAUGACAGUCGAGGAGGCGGUUAUGGGUCGACAACAGAUUUACUCGAUAACAAAUUGGCAAAUGAAUCUCCAUCGACACUAUGCACAGAGUUGUUCAACGAUACACGACUCUAUAUACAGGACCGGCCACGACAGGAGUGGGCCAAUUUAAGUACCAUCUACUUUGUGACGCCCACAUAUCCAAGGCGAGAACAAGUGCCCGAAUUAACGAGACUGGCGUAUACGCUGAUGCAUGUGCCACGUUUGCAUUGGAUUGUGGCCAAUGAUCACAAUGGCUGCAAUCCUUAUUUGGAUACUUUACUUAAUCGAUUUGGUAUUCCCUAUACACAUUUGGCAAGUCCCAUGCCCCAACGUUACCACAAGGCUGAAUCGAAGCCAAGAGGGGUGGCCAAUAGACGUGCCGCCAUGCAAUGGCUGCGUCAGCAUAACAUUACCACGGGUGUGCUAUACUUUGGCGAUGACGAUAACACGUAUGAUCUCAAGCUUUUCAGCGAGAUACGUGACACCAAGCAUGUGUCCAUGUUUCCUGUAGGCCUAAUUGCCAAUUAUGGCAUUAGUGGGCCUGUGGUGCGUAAGGGUAAAGUCAUAGGAUUUCUGGAUUCAUGGGUGGCAGGCAGACGUUGGCCCGUUGACAUGGCGGGUUUUGCUGUGAGUUUGGCUUAUAUGGCUGAGAGACCCAAUGCCACCAUGCCCUAUAAGCCUGGCUAUGAGGAGGAUUACUUUUUGCGCAGCAUAGGCCUAACGCUGGAGAUGAUAGAGCCCAAGGGCAAUAACUGCACCGAGAUUUUGGUGUGGCAUACACAAACCAAGAAUCAUGAACGUACCAUGGUGAAAUUGAAUCAUGAGUACUUGGAUGAUCGUUCCAAUUUAGGUGCUCUCUUCAAAGCCUUAACGGAUAUGGGUGUAUCGGGGGCUUCAGAUAGUGAAGGUCAAAAAGCCAUCAUUAGCAAAAAUGGCAAAGCUAAGGCCUUGGGUUAUUUCCUUAGCUGAGAUACACUGCAGUUCGAACAGUUUAUACGCAAUCUCUUUUCCGUCUAAUACUGUUCCUAAUCUCUGGAAGGGUGCUUUACCCACAAUUUCUAAUUUAAGGUCCUAUAAUACUCCCUCACCCCCUAAUUCUCUCUAAAUUAAUUUAUUAUUUCUUUCGGUUUCUAAAAAUCAAUCACAAAUUGUAUAAUUUUUCUAUUUAUUUUUAAAAUCUAGCCGCCUUUUUUUUUAAGUCUGUUAAUUUAUUUAAAUUUUGCUUCCUUAAUAGAAUAUAAUUAUUUUCUCUUUGUUAGCUUUUAGUUCUUAUGUUUGUUAAAUAUUUUUUUUAGGUUUAUUAUUUAUUAGUUAGUGCGUUUUUUGCAAAGUUUGUGAUAAUAUUUAGGAUAUACAUAUAUGUGUAUGUUUUUGUAAGCAGAGAACAAUUUUAUGUUGUUGUUAUUAAUUUAGAUUGGUUAGGAUUUUAAGCACUUAGGGCCGUUCAUAUUUGAAGAUUUUUUUUGUUCCAAAAGGUUCCAACAAUGGCACUGGUUUAUUCGAAAGUGUUUUCCAUUGAAAGUUGCACCGAUAAUUAUCGAUAUCUUGCGAUAAUUUCCAAUAACACAUACUAUGUGCUGUAUAGUUUUACAAUAAAACUGGAAACUUUUUGUUUUAUCUCUAUUAAGCUCCGUUCAGGUAUAUUGAAUAGAUUUCCUAUGCAAAGUUACACUGUUUAGUUAUCGAUAUCAUGCGAUAACAUACCAUGCUGUGCGUUGUGUAUGUAUUAAUUAAAUAAAACAAGGUCAAUCAACAAGUUAAUGUUUCUUUUUACGAUAAGUUGAAAAGUCGAUAAAUUAAAAUAUCGAUUACAGUAACUAUUAUAUGGACAAUAGCAAUAGUUCUUGGUACUUUGAAAUUCAAAAUUAGUGUUUCUCCGUUAAAUUUCUAAAUCAGUAGUUUUCACAAGAUUCGGUUUGGGCAAUUUUCCAUAUAGAACUAUGCAGAGCUGGCAAACUAUCGAUAAUAGCAACAUUCGAUAUUUUCGAAAUUUUUAAUAGUAAAUAUCGAUAGUAUCGAUACUAUAGUUUAUUUCCCUUUACCUUUAUUUAAAACGAAACUAAGUAACAAUCAGGAUAUAGGAUAUCACAGACCGAAUAAAAUUAUAGUACAAAAUCGUUGACCAAUCGGAUGAAAAUUGCGCCCUGUUUAGGGGAAAUGUAUCUUAAAGGAUAUAUUCAGAGUUAAAUUUUGCAACAAAUUGAACUCUGCCGAUAGUAUUGAUAGGAAAAAUAUCAAUCGAUGUUCAGACAAUCAAUCGACACGAAAGAAAUAAAACAUUGAUAGUAUCGAUAGUGCCAUCUAUAUUCCAAUGGGAUUAGCUUAUUACAUAAUGUAUAUCGACACCUGAAAUGCAAAACAACCGAUAACACGUUGGAGCGCAUAGCACUCAAAUUAUACCGCGACAACAAUUUCACUGUAAAGUUAUCGAUAACUAUAUAUAUAUAACAUCCCAUAACAUUUACUUUUCAACCCUAACUUCUAAACUAAAGCAGUGUAAUUGAUUUUUGGUGUAAUUUUACAUUGUAUAGUUAUCGAUAUCAUGCGAUAACAUCCGAAAAUUCAUUCUUGUUAUCGUUUGAAAUCCCAAUAUAAACGUACUUUAAAACAUAUCAAACAUUUUAAGUCCAUUUUUAAGGCCUUUUUUUUAGAAUUACACAGUGCAGAUCACCAUUUAUGAUAUCGUUAACUAUCCCGCUCAACUUUGCACUGGAUAAAAUAAAAAAAAAAACACGGCAAUAAUUGGGAAAUAAUUGAAUACGUCUGAUUUAUAGUAGUACUCGAUAGAUAUCGGUAUCUUGCCAUUAAUACAGAUCAAAAGAAGUUUUCUGUUAUCUUAAACCAGAGGUUCUCAUUAGUAUUCACCUCAUUUAUAUUUUAGUACUAAAUUGUGCAAAAUGCGAACUAUCGACUAUUAUGGUAGUUAUCGAAUGCAGGUCGAUAUACAUAUGAUCGUAACAUAAAUUAAAUUUUAAUAAAACUGAAUAUAUGUAUAUUAAGUCUGAUAUUUUUUUAACUAAGUGCAAAUUAGUUAUCGAUAUCGUGCGAUUACUAUCGAUAACAUGCACUUUAAACUGUAGUGCUCUACUUUGUUUAUACUUUUCAAGGUACAAUUGGGUUGCCCAAUAAGUAAUUGCGGAUUUUUCAUAUAGUCGGCGUUGACAAAUUUUUUCACAGCUUGUGACUCUGUAAUUGCAUUCUUUCUUCUGUCAGUUAUCAGCUGUUACUUUUAGCUUGCUUUAGAAAGAAAGUGUAAAAAAAGUAUAUUUGAUUAAAGUUCAUUUUAAGUUUUAUUAAAAAUGCAUUUACUUUCUUUUAAAAAAUCCGCAAUUACUUUUUGGGCAACCCAAUAUAUAGUUCGAAGUAUGAGUUAAUGACUCUUAUCGUAUAAUUAUCGAUAUGACGGUUUAUAAGUAUUUCUGAUUUUAUUAUAUAGAACUAAGGCUAAACUGCCCCAUAAUUACCCACUACCUAAGGAAUGAUUUUUCUAUUAGUUUCAAGUUGUCCGAAAUAGGAUUUAUUAGCCAAUAUAGAAAGAAUGUCGAUAUCUUUCAAGUAGUAAAAUUAUUUAGUAAUAACACCAGAUCGAACUUUAGACGAACUGAAGUUUUUAAUCUGGCUAAUUUUCGAAUACAAAGUUUUUACGCUCGAUAUAUACCGAUAUCUUGCAAUAACAGUCGAUAACACAUAAUUACUAUCUGGAACAUAAAGGACACCUACAGUUACUAGCCUCUAAAACGUAACUUUGGACUACCGCAUGGUUCAAAGUCUGAGUUAUCGGCUCUUAUCGUCUAGAUAUCGAUCAGCUUUGUGAAAGUCUGAGUUAUAGGCUCUUAUCGCCCAAAUAUCGAUAGCGCGUUAGCUGAUAUACUCGUAAAAAUUCAGCUUUGUGAAAUGACUGUGAAAUAGUGUAGUAGUCUCUUAUCAUUCAGCACUUACUAAUGCAGGAGAAGACUUCCUACUGCGCUUUAAAGGAACGUUGGGGGAAAAUAGGAAUAUUUUGAGAAUUUGCACUUCCAUUAUAGACAAUCCAAAAUUAGCACGACCUCGCAUAAACAUCAUACUAUUAAUUUUAGAUAUUGUAGAUCGAAGUUAAUGUCAUAUCAUUAAAUGGCUUAAGAUUUGUUUAUCCUUUUUAUAUGAUUUGUAAGCUGUUACAUGACAAAUUAAAAAUUGAAAAAUAUAAAAUAACGCAAAAAAUGCAUUUUAAUUUAAGGGUUUUAUUUUUGUAAAAGUUCAAAACAAAUUGCUAAACUAUUGUAUUUUGCAUUUCAGGUUACGAUAUAUGUAGGCAUAAAAUAUUCCAAAAUUAACCUAAUUUAAGAAAAUUAGAAUGAUUUACUCUAAAUAAAACAAAACUUUUCUAUUCACACCACCGUGCUACAGCAUAAAUAGUUAUCGAUAACUGUCGAAAACAUCAAUUUUGUACUCCAUUUCCGUGUCUUAUUUAAGUACUAUAUAGUGCAAAUCACGGUAAAUAGUUUCUUAUUGUCUGUUUGCAUGUUAUCGAUUACUUACCAAUGCAACUUUGCAUUGAUACUUUUUCCAGAGCUCUGACUUGCACUGGAUAGGACUAAUAUAAAACACAGCAUAUAAUUCUAAAAUAAAACAAGGCCACUAUCAAUUUUCGCUUAUGUUCUUUUAUACCAGUUACGAAAUAUCAAUAUAAUCGAUAACAAUUUCAAUAGUUACGUUUGUAUGUGUUAUUAGCAGCUAUCGCAUGUUAUAUAAAUAAAUAUUUAUGCAAAAGUUUGGAUAGUGUAAAUACGAGAGUUUUAUUUAAGUUCUAUAGGGAGCUAAUUUAUUGUCAUCGAUUGUUAUCGAAUGAUAUUAAAAACUAUCCAAUUUUACUUUCCACUGGAAAUUUGCUUGCCAGUACAUACCAAUAAACAACAGGUCCAAAAUUCUAGUUGUUGCCGAUAAUAUGCAACAUGUUAUCGAAAACAUUGCCCGUGACACUAAACCCGGAUUUAUGGCCUUUUCGAGAUUUAAGUGCUCAAUCCUGUGUUUUGUUGUAGAUUUUAUCAUAGAAAAAUAAAACCCAUAUUUGGCAGGUUUAAUAUUUAAAUUCCAAAUAAACCCGAUUUCAUGGCUGAGUAAUCGAUAAAAGUACCAAAAUAUGCAACUGUUUUCGAGAAUUGUAUUCAUGUGUACGCCUGUGUAUGCCACUUAAAUCCCUAAAAAUGAAGUGUAAAGGGACAGGAUUUUUUUUUGGAUUUAGUUAAAUCCAGAUCAUCAAUAUUUCAAUGUAAACGUGUUUGAACACUUUAAAAAUGUUAUCGAUUACUAUUUGUAAAGUACAUCAGGCAGUGCAAAUGUAUCUGGCCUAUAUGACGGGCCUUAUUCUGACGUUUAUAUAAAAAUGUGGAUACUUAUACUAUACUCGGCCUAUAAUAGACUUAUUAUCGAUACCAUUUAACUUGUAAUCGAAAGCUUUCAACUGUGCUUACUAUGGUUAAAAUCGAUCUUUAAGCUGAAAGAGCUGUCUAUAAACCGAUCUUGAAAUGUGACUUCUUGAGCCACUAGAGGCCGCAAUUUUUAUCCAAUUUCGCUGAAAUUUUGCAUGGGGUGUUUUUUUAACAAAUGUGGUAAGUAUGGUUGAAAUCGGUUUAUAACCUGAUGUAGCUGUCACAAAAAACUUAUCUGGGGUCUUGACUUCUUUAGCCUCUAGAGCGCGCAAUUCCUAUCCGGUUGGGCUGAAAUGAUGGUUGAAAUCGGUCUAUAACCUCAAGAGGUCGCAAUUCCUAUCUGAUUUCGCUGAAAUCUAGCACGACGUUUUUCGUUAUGGUUUCCAACAACUGUGCUUACUAUGGUUGAAAUCGGUCCAUAACCUGAUGCAGCUGUCAUAUAAACCGAUCUUGAAUCUUUACUUCUUUAGCCACUAGGGCACAAUUGUUAAGAUUUCCAACAACUGUGCCAAAUAUGGUUCAAAUCGGUCCAAAACCAAAUAUAGCUGCCAUAUAAACCGAUCUGGGAUCUUGAUUUCUUGAGCCUAUAGAGGGCGCAAUUAUUAUUCGAUUCGGCUGAAAUUGUGUACAACGGCUUCUCUCAUGACCUUGAACAUACGUGUCAAAUAUGGUCUGAAUCAGUCUAUAGCCUGAUACAGCUCCCAUAUAAACCGAUCUCUCUAAUUUCCUUUUGGAGCCCCUAAAGGGCGCAAUUAUUAUUCGAAUUGGCUGAAAUUUUACACAAUGAUACAGCAUAGCAAUUUUUAUCCAUUUUCCUUUGUUUGCCUAUAAAGAAUGCUUGGAAAAAUACUCGACAAAUGCGAUCCAUGGUGGAGGGUAUAUAAGAUUCGGCCGAACUUUUUCACUUGUUUUGUUACAAUUCAGAGCAAAUCACGCAUCAUGAAUGUUAUCGACACAUAUCGAAAUCAUACAGCAUUAUACCGAUAAGUGUUAAUACAGUAAAUCAGGUAGUGUAAAUGUACCUGGUUUAUUUUAGUAUUAUUUAGAGCAAAUCAUGCAUCAUUGGUUGUUAUUGAAUAAUAUCGAUAACUGUACUAUUAAACUUUGCGCUGAAUGUCUAUUGAGUAACAUUGAAUAGAGCGAAAGUUAAACACGAAAUCGAGGACAAUAUAACACUUACUCUGGUAUUUUUAAAAAGAGGACACAUAUGUGACAACUGGCCUAUAUUCAUAUAUAUAGAUUUGCUGUUAUCGAUAACAUUUAAAAUUCGAUAACUUUUUUUUACAAUACAUUGGAUAAUGUAAAUGGAGCUGUUUAAUUUUUGUUCUAUACAAAGAAAAUUUCAUGUUUUUGGAUUUUAUAAGCUGAUAUCGAUAACUAUCGAGAUCAUAUUUUCAUUGGCUGUCACUGGAAAGACGUCUAUUAUAAAAUAGACAGCUUCUCUAACCUCUUUUAAAAAAGAAGAUACAUAUACAACAUAAGACCUAUAUUCAGCUUGUUAUCGACAACAUUCAACAUGUUAUCGAAAUCUUUCAAUAAGUUAUCGAUAACUGUUUUUAGUACUUUAAGCGGUUAAAUGAACCUGUUUGAGUUUAGUACUAUACAGAGCAAAUGACCUGCUAUCGAAAUCAUAUCGAAAACUAUAGAGUUAAAUAUUGCUUCGGAAGUCUAUUGAAUUGUUCUGGAUGGAGCAUAAAACAGUAGUCAAUAUGAGAGUUUGUCUGACAGACUAUGUUAUCGCCUUUAAUUUUUUAUCCCAUAUCUUAGAGAUUUUUUUAUGUAUUUUCUGUUUAUCCUGAUUAAAACAAACAAUUAUACUCUAAUAUUAAUAAUAACUCAAUGAUAAUCACUGAUACCUAUAGAGAACUUUAUUUUCCGAAUAAAAGACAAAUUUCUUAGUGAAUAAGUGCAGUUUUUUCAAAAAAAUAAUACAAUAACGAAUGGAUUUUAUAAAGGAUAGUUUAAAUCAUAAUGCACAUGUUUAAUAUAGCUCAAGGUGUGAUCGCCAGAUGGCAAGCGUUUGAACAAUAGUGUCAUAAAUCAUUUAAAAUUACAAAAAUUAUAACAAGAAUGCUCCAAAAAAAUUUUUCAUUUUUUUUUGCAAUUAACUAUUCUUUGAAGUUAAGCUAAUCCGUGCAGGUUGUGUCAACAAUAUUUUGCUAUUUUUUGUUGAGGUUAGUUGCUAUGCAAUUUUAAUCUUUGUAUCUAUCUAUUUAUCGAUCGUUGGUAACUACUAUAACCUAAGAUUUGUUUUUAGAAUUAUUUGCUAAAAUGAAGAUAUCUACCCUUGAUGGGAUAAUUUUAGUUUUGCGCCAUAGUAUGUGCCGCUAAAUAGUUAUUUAAGAUUACACAAAAACAAAGCAACGCAGUUUCUUGGAUGGACACUCUAGUUCUUAGAUUUAAUACUAGACAAGAAUAUUCUAAAAUCUAAAAAGUAUUAAUAAGGUAUGAUGGUCCUAUGGACCGAUCUCCCCCCUCUCUAAAUCACUGUCUUUGUAUUGAUACAAGCGAAUUAAAAUAAUAAAAUGAUAUAGAAACUUUAGCAACAAAA
Stomoxys calcitrans (stable fly) is the source of this 9035-nucleotide messenger RNA. Its product is annotated as galactosylgalactosylxylosylprotein 3-beta-glucuronosyltransferase S. Gene Ontology annotation, biological process: chondroitin sulfate proteoglycan biosynthetic process; carbohydrate metabolic process. NCBI's taxonomy places the organism in Eukaryota, Metazoa, Arthropoda, Insecta, Diptera, Muscidae. Gene Ontology annotation, cellular component: Golgi membrane. The transcript has 5 exons. The record is from RefSeq and is a predicted model, not a curated record. The coding region runs from base 849 to 2045 and encodes 398 amino acids. Gene Ontology annotation, molecular function: galactosylgalactosylxylosylprotein 3-beta-glucuronosyltransferase activity.